Messenger RNA from Dipodomys ordii (Ord's kangaroo rat), 286 nucleotides. Its product is annotated as isocitrate dehydrogenase [NAD] subunit alpha, mitochondrial-like. Gene Ontology annotation, biological process: tricarboxylic acid cycle; isocitrate metabolic process. Gene Ontology annotation, cellular component: mitochondrion. The annotation marks the transcript as partial. The transcript is spliced from 3 exons. Gene Ontology annotation, molecular function: magnesium ion binding; isocitrate dehydrogenase (NAD+) activity; NAD binding. NCBI's taxonomy places the organism in Eukaryota, Metazoa, Chordata, Mammalia, Rodentia, Heteromyidae. The record is from RefSeq and is a predicted model, not a curated record.
GAUGUCAGAUGGACUUUUUCUGCAGAAAUGCAGGGAAGUUGCAGAAAACUGUAAAGAUAUUAAAUUUAAUGAGAUGUAUCUCGAUACAGUGUGUUUGAAUAUGGUACAGGAUCCAUCCCAAUUUGAUGUUCUUGUCAUGCCAAAUCUGUACGGAGACAUCCUUAGUGACCUGUGUGCGGGGCUGAUUGGAGGUCUGGGUGUCACCCCAAGCGGCAACAUUGGGGCCAAUGGAGUGGCCAUCUUCGAGUCGGUAAGGGUUCUGCUCCAUACGAGUUCAGGCUGGACA